This is a messenger RNA of Tachysurus vachellii, 1756 nucleotides long. RefSeq names its product crumbs homolog 3a (gene crb3a). The coding region runs from base 544 to 858 and encodes 104 amino acids. The transcript is spliced from 4 exons. Lineage: Eukaryota; Metazoa; Chordata; Actinopteri; Siluriformes; Bagridae. The record is from RefSeq and is a predicted model, not a curated record.
GUGGGUGUGUGUGUGUGUGUGUGUGUGUGCAGGUUGAGGCUCAGGUAGUACUGAAACUCGAGCCUGCACCAUGUGAUCAGCAGUGGGAAUUUAAGAGGAAGACGGCGGAGGAGCGACGGCGGUAAUAAAGGCUUGCUGAGUGAUCUCGACAUGGCCGUCAGUGCGUAACGGACUGUUUGUGUCUCCGCUCCGGACGAGAGAAGAAAAAGGGUUUCACCAAAAUACUGGAAAAGGUGAUUUAACGCUGAAAAAGAGCAGAAAAUCGGGCGAGUUCCGGGCGCGCACUCACACCGCGCGUUAAGGUGAAGCGGAAGCGACCUGCGCUCUGGAUACCUGGAUGGAGCUCCGCGUCUGAAUCAAAGGCCCGAGUGUGAUCAGAGGGGGGAAAAGUUACAAGGAGAUUAGAGCUGCCGCUGUGCUGAUAUUCACCUCAUUCAGCAUGGUUUUCCCCUCACUGCUGUCCUGAGCGUCCUGAGGCUCGGGGGCGUGUCCGAGGGCCGGAGUGUCGGCGCGUCAGAGGGUCCAGGCACACAGGAGCGCACCAUGCUUCAGAUGGGAUUCACGACGAGCAGAGAUCUGCUCCGGAAUCUCAGAAACGAGAAUGACACUACACAGGCUAACACCACUGACAUCCCACGCCCUCCAUCUCAGGAAAACAAGAUUGUGGAGAUCGUCGUGCCAAUAGUGGUAAUACUAGUGCUCAUACUGAUAGGAGUGGUGGUCUUCCUGCUCUGCGUAGUGAGGAAGAAGAGGCAGACAGAGGGAACGUACCGGCCGAGCGCCGAGGAGCAUACGGGCACACGCAGCGGUGAGGCACCCAACACCAUCAAACUGCCCAAAGAGGAGAGACUCAUUUAAAGACACUUGGACUCAUGGAACAUUUCACACAACGAGUCUUUCUAAUGAAUCAUAGAAGCAUACAGGUGUAGAACAUAACGGCCGUUGAAGAGCAUUCCUGCGGAACAGGAAAACACACCUGUCAUUCUCUCCCGUGAUGCACUACAGGGAAAAGAGCCGCAGCGAGACGUCGUCGAAUCCACAUCUCCACGGUUAAUUGGACCGUGUACCAAACCUGAAAUCCAUGACCUGAUCUUAACUUAACUAGAGCUUGGGGGUGCGAUUACUUUUGAAGUAGCUGGACGUUUGUCUGCCUCUGCCCCAAGCAAGACUUUACUUGCUCUUGUUGGCCUGCUGCUGCUGCUGUAUGCUGUAAUUCAGACAGUUACUAUAUAUAUAUAUAUUUUUAAAGAUUUUAUCAACGUUUAUCCAUAACGUUUUUUAAAUGUUAUUUUUAGGUUAGCUAAAACUUGAAACACUAUGAUUUUUCCAGCAGUGAUUAUUUAGGGUUAUUGUUGCAUCAUCGCAAAUGAGUCGCAAACCCGAUUUUCCAGAAACGUCCCACAAUCACAUCGCACUUGUUUUAAAUCAAACUCAUGAUGAAUGUACUUGAAUGGUGUUUGUAAAUGUUUUUUUAUGUCCAAAAUUCAGUUAAAGCGUAAAUGAACUUUUGGAUUUGAAUAUGAGUUCGAUUCAUAUGAUGCUAUGGUCACGACCACACAAUGAAAUCAUGGCAAUUAAAAAUACAAACAAAACAACGAAGGCUUGAUUUAACUCGUUUAAACAUGAAAAAUCUGAGAAAUCGUGAGACUGAGAGGAAACAAACUCAGUGGAAGACAUUUAGCAUGGAGAAGUUCUACAGUUGUAUGACUGUCUACAAUGGCAAAGAACACAAAUAAUAAAUUAUAAUUUAAUAAAA